AAUCUCGUGUGGGUCAUUGACAUUCAAGGUCGGCCAGUCUUGUCUUGUCCCCUCUUACUCCAUUUAGUUCUCGACACCUCCAACCCCCCAAAAAAACCAUCUUCUGUCUCGCUUCUAAAAAAUACUUUCUUAAUCAGCCAUGGAAUUCUCCGAUGGACGUGAAAACCUCGUUUACAUAGCCAAGCUCGCCGAACAAGCCGAGCGCUUCGAAGACAUGGUGGUUGCUAUGAAAAAACUAGCGGAGCUUGAUGUGGAACUGACCGUAGAGGAAAGAAACCUAUUCUCAGUCGGGUACAAAAACGUGAUCGGAGCUCGAAGAGCAUCGUGGAGGAUCUUAUCUUUAAUUGAGCAAAAGGAAGAAACCAAAGGGAAUGAGCAAAAUGUUAAGCAAAUAAAAGGGUAUAGGGAGAAAGUGGAAUUGGAGUUGUCCAAUAUUUGUAAAGAUAUUAUGAGUGUGAUCAAUGAGCAUCUCAUUCCUUCUUGCUUGGGAGGAGAGUCUACUGUGUUUUAUUAUAAAAUGAAAGGGGAUUAUUAUAGGUAUUUGGCGGAGUUUAAGGUUGGUGAUGAGAGGAAAGAGGCUGCUGAUCAGUCCAUGAAAGCAUAUCAGUCAGCAACUACUACAGCUGAAGCUGAGAUGGCUCCUACACAUCCAAUCCGGUUAGGUUUGGUGUUGAACUUCUCUGUCUUUUAUUAUGAAAUUAUGAACUCUCCUGAAAGGGCCUGUCACCUUGCUAAGCAAGCUUUUGAUGAAGCUAUCUCAGAGUUGGAUACUUUGAGUGAGGAGUCUUACAAAGAUAGCACAUUGAUUAUGCAGCUCUUGAGGGACAACCUUUCUUUAUGGACUUCUGACAUCCCAGAGAGUGGAGAAGAAGCUCCAAAGCUUGGUGCUGGUAAAGCUGGCGAAGGAGAGGAAUGAAGCUAAGAAAUGAAAAGUUCCAAUAUUAAAAAAG
Molecule: messenger RNA, 950 nt
Organism: Durio zibethinus
Lineage: Eukaryota; Viridiplantae; Streptophyta; Magnoliopsida; Malvales; Malvaceae
Product: 14-3-3-like protein D
Source: RefSeq, a predicted model, not a curated record